AUGGCCAACAGGUAUAUUUUCCAAAUCACUCUCCUGCUGUGUUUCUUCACCACAGCUUUUUCCAUGAGCUAUCAAUUGCUUCGAUCUCGACAAAGAAGCAGCAAUUUGGCAUGCCAAAGGAUCCUGAGUGAGCUGAAUGGGAACCUUACUGAAUGCUUACAGCAGAGGAUCAACAGCACCAUCCCAGAGGAGAUUAAACAACCUGAGCUCCUUCAAAAGGAUGAUGUCCUACUAGUUAUCUCUGAGAUGCUUCGGCAGAUCUUCGGGAUCUUCAGCAGAAAUUCUUCUUGUACUGGCUGGAAUAAGAGCAUCAUUGAGAAACUCUUCUUAGAACUCCAACAGCAGAUGGACUAUGUGGAGACCUCACUGGAGGAAAGAAAAAAGGAAAAUGUCACCAGCUAUAAUAGGACCAUUCUGCAUCUAAAGAAAUAUUACUUGAAGCUCCUAAAGUACCUAAAGGCCAAUGGAUAUAGUAAUUGUGCCUGGUUAAUAGUCAAAACGGAAAUCUCCAGGAACUUUGUCUUCCUCAACAGACUUAUCAAUUACCUCCCAAACUGA
This is a messenger RNA of Suncus etruscus (white-toothed pygmy shrew), 558 nucleotides long. RefSeq names its product interferon beta 1 (gene IFNB1). The transcript has a single exon. The record is from RefSeq and is a predicted model, not a curated record. Gene Ontology annotation, biological process: adaptive immune response; B cell proliferation; response to exogenous dsRNA. Gene Ontology annotation, cellular component: extracellular region. Bases 1 to 558 code for a protein of 185 amino acids. Gene Ontology annotation, molecular function: cytokine activity; type I interferon receptor binding. NCBI's taxonomy places the organism in Eukaryota, Metazoa, Chordata, Mammalia, Eulipotyphla, Soricidae.